AAGUGACUUUAAGGCCUCUAAAUUGUGUCAAAUUUUGUCAUUAAGUCAUACUUUAAGUCAUGUACAUGUAAUGUUUUUUCCUCGUGAAACUUUUCUGUCAGGCAAAAGUUUAAGCCGUACUCAGACAUUUUUGUUCUGCUGGCUGUGAGUAGAAGUAGCUGAGGCUAACGCUAACUUACUGCUAACAUGUCCUUGCUAGCAAGUUUGGCAGGUAGUUUUUUGCAUCCUAUGAUAGGUAAAUUUGCACUUGCCUAUCAUGGGUUAGUGCAAAUUUAUCGCCAGCCCACUGAAAUUUGUGCAUUUCUGUAGCGAUCUAGGUUUUAAAUUCCAUUCAUAAAACCUAAAAGGUCUCAAAUCAUUUUAAAUCCAAGUUGGCGACGCCUGCAGAAAGCAUUGAUGUUCAAUUCCUGUGACCGCAAUCAGACUUCUGAGUGAAUGGCUUAUAAGCCCAAAGAAACCUGCAUAUGCAGAAGAAUGUUUUGAGUUUUCUUCUGCUUUCAUUUGUUUGCAUCACCAUGUUAACAUUAUAGAAUAACAAAAUGGAGAAGAAUAAAAAGCAGAAGAAAGUUGACUUCACACAGCAGAACACCGUUUACGGAACUAAUGCUGCCGACCGUGAAUCGUUUUUAAAGUUAUUCACUAACAGUAUCAUCACAAGAUCAUAACAAGAUGAAGGAAGCUGAAAGAAACAAAGCACAACUAAUAGCAAAGGCCUUAUGUUAAACAGUUUGAGUUUAUUUGACCUUAAAAAAAUUUUUAUUGUCCUGGGGCAGAAUUACGAUGCACGUCUCACGUCAAUGACAUAAAAUAUGUGCAGCAUUUGGACAAAACCAUUGGAUGUCCGUCGCAUUUGCCUGAACAAACACUCUUAACAUGCUCCAUGUUCUAUGGAAGAGAAUGGCCUAGUCAAAGUCCAACUGAGAGACUGUGGCAGAAAAAAAAUAAAUCAUUUAAACUUUACCUUAAGCUAUAUUAUGAAAAAAAAUUUCAUUGGACCACAAAAAAUUCAAAUAAAAUUCAUGUAAGUUUGUAAAACGAUAAAAUGUGAAAACCUUGUUCUUCAGUCAGCUGUGUUUCAUCGUUGUGUUUGGGGAAUAGAUGCUGCAACAUCUGUACUUCUACAAAUCCAGCUGCUGUUGGCGGCUUAGUGACGACAUUCAGCAGGAACACCUUCACCUAACCAGUCCUUACAUAGACACACUAAAGAACCUGGCUAAUUACUUGGUGAAGCAAAUGUAGACGCAACUAUAUAAGCAGAUUAGUAUUUUUGAAAGGUAAAUGAUUAAAGCGGUCUGUGUACAUAAAACUGCCCAUAGACUGGCAAAUCUCUUGAGCCGUUUAAGAUUAAAAACUGUAACAAUAUUGACAAUAUUAACAAGACUGAACAGAUCUGCCCUUAUGGAUCUGGCACAUUGCCACCGAUACCUCAUCUAUAUAUUGUUUUCGGUAUCCAGGCCAAUACAGAUAUUAAUAUCAGAUCGGUUCAUCUCUAGAAUCUAGCCUGUGUCUUUUUUAUGCGUCUGUUAGAAAUAAAGUGUACACACUUCCCUCUUCCUCCGCCACGUCCGUCGGCUUUAUCUCCCCGUCCAAACAGCCGCCGUUCAUCUUUCAGUGUGUCUCUCUGAUGAAGGCCUGCUCCUCUUCCUCCUCUAGUGGCUGAGCUCCACGUUUUGAGCUAAGCUGUUACUCUGCUUUAAACUCCAGACGGUGUUAAAAUGUCACCACACAUGUAAUUGAGCAUUGGUGGCUGUGGCCUUUUCACUGCUUCUGUGUCUUUUUCUUUUCUUUUUUCCUCGUCACGAUUCCUUCAUCAUCGCUGUGUGUUCCCCACACACACACACACACACACAGCUUGCCAGGAAUCUCCCCCCACGGACCAUCGGUUACCCCUGGACGCUGGCGUUUGGCACGUCAAAGCACGGCAUGAGCAUUAAGACGCUGUACAGAGCCAUGCAGGGCCAGGACACACCGGUCCUGCUGGUCAUUAAGGACAGCGACGGUCAGGUAUUUGGUGCACUUGCAUCUGAACCCUUUAAAGUCAGCGAUGGCUUUUACGGCACAGGAGAGACCUUCCUCUUUACCUUCAAUCCAGAGUUUGAGGUAUACAAAUGGACAGGUGACAACAUGUUCUUCAUUAAAGGAGACAUGGACUCUUUGGCUUUUGGUGGAGGAAGCGGUGAGUUCGGCCUGUGGCUGGACGGAGACCUGUACCACGGCCGGAGCCACGCCUGUAAAACCUUUGGGAACCCAAUGCUCUCCAAGAAGGAGGACUUCUAUGUGCAGGACAUCGAGGUGUGGGCUUUUGAAUAACAAACCUGCUGCAACACAGGGAAAAAAAACAAGUCCUACACACAGGACCAAACCCAGGGAGCGGUCCUCCUUCAGAACAGUGGCAACAUCCCAAACCUAACUGCACACCACCAGGUGCUCCCCUGUCUGGAGGCCAGAUACUGGAUGCUUGUUGUGCGUUAACUACUGCAGUUAUUAAGGAGCUUUGUUUUAUUUUCUUUUGUUUUUCUUUGUGAAAAAUAAACCUGUGUGUGUAUCUUAUUGCAGCCCUGUGCGGCGUCUUUGCAGAGUAGGGAGAGUACGAGGAGAAAUGCAAGGGAAGCAGGGUAGGGACCGCGCGGUCACUAAGGCCAACUGGACUUCCUGAGGCUGAGGUUUGGGACUGCUGCAAGAAAGGAAAGCUGCCCCACCUGGUGCAAAUAGUGCAUCAGAACUCUGAAGAACCUCAAGGAAUCCCCCCUCUCCCACAUCACCACACCACCACCACCAACUUCUGGGAUCCCAGCUAGAACUCCAACUCACUGUGCUGUCGGCCGUUACGGAGAGAGACUCAGUCGGAGGAAACCGAACACAUUCCAUUUCUCUUGAUCGUGGAGUGUCAAAAGUGGUGAUUUGUGGUGAACUUACAAAAAAAAAAAAAAAAAAAAAACCCGCGUCCGCAUCCGGAACCGAUGACGUUAAAGCGAGCGAAUACGUGCUGUGUGUGUAGGUGAAAGGGGGAGGGGUGAGUUUGUCCUCCCCUCCCUCCUCCCUUGAGGCUUAACUUAUUGAGUAUCGUGUGUCGUAGUCCUGUCGUUCACUGUCCAUAGCACACCGUCUGAAAGCACAUAGCUAUAACCAGACCACCCGUCGUCGUAGCGUUCCGUUCAGUGGGUGUAUGUGUGAGUCCAGCUGCCGGCCGGACGCUGGCUCUACUGUUUCGUAGACAGUAACGUGUUGCAAUAGAUUUGUGGAAUAUGCAAAUAAACUGUCCUGUGACCUCAACUAACCCCACCGGGCGGCGACUCUUUGGCCGCCGUUUGGAGAAAGAGAGAGAGGAACGUGUAAAGCUUUUACGUCUUGAUACACAUAAUUGCUUCUCUGGGUUUCAUUUGAAGGCCUGAGAUGUGGUUACCUGUUUUACAUGCAUAUAUGACAAUUAUAUAUUGUAUAUAUGAUUAUAUAACUUUAUAUAAUCAUAUAUAUUUUGCUGUUGAGUGUGACAGUGAUAUAUUUGUGCUGAUAUUUCAGCUGUUACUAUAUAUUGUAUAUUACCCUGUAAAUUAAUGGUAAAAUAGUAGAUUUGUUGCAAUAUAUAUAUAUAUAUAUAUAAAUACAUUAUGCUAUAUAAAUAUAUAUAUAUAUAAAAUAAAGUGUGAAUCAAUGGGUUGCUUUUAGCACUUUAAUCUGGUUCAAAAGCGUCAAGGCCAGGUUCUCAGAUUAUCCUAGAAGUAGCUGUACAGUAUAUUUUUUUCCCUUCCUGUUAACUGUUACUAGAAAGCUUGCUGCUACCAAUAACAACAGGAAAAUGUCCUAGUGCUCUCUGGAAGGACGAGGAUUACUCUGAGGAUGUAACGUUUGGGGAUGAAACGUUUUAAAGACAGCAGCAGGUCUCGGUUUCUCUCCGCACAUAGUCGCCAUGUGAGUCUGAGGCAGAUGCGCAUAAUAAAGGCAGGAGAACAACAUAACACUUCCCCACAGAGUCCUGACUUCCCUUUUUCCUUUUUUUUCUCCCUCCCCUCCCUCCUGGUCUUCCACGCCAGUAUUUGUGUCCAUGUGGAAAGUCACAGCAAGUAAAUAUGGUUACCUCUUUAAUUUCACCAGAGCAUUGUAUCAGUGAUGUACAAAUACUAAUAAAGCUGAAGUAAUUGUUGUAACCAGCGA
Messenger RNA from Xiphophorus couchianus (Monterrey platyfish), 4152 nucleotides. Its product is annotated as oxidation resistance protein 1-like. The transcript is spliced from 4 exons. Lineage: Eukaryota; Metazoa; Chordata; Actinopteri; Cyprinodontiformes; Poeciliidae. Gene Ontology annotation, biological process: response to oxidative stress. The record is from RefSeq and is a predicted model, not a curated record. Gene Ontology annotation, cellular component: nucleus. Bases 1924 to 2310 code for a protein of 128 amino acids.